CUCGCUAUUUUGAAAGGGGGGAACUGGAAAAGAGCCAGUCUUCCUCGAAGUGGCGGGUUGUGUGCUAAUAACCUGCAGCUGGCGUUAGAUUUGGUCUUCGAUUUAAAAACUUAAGGUUAAUAGAACUUCAGACGUUUAGUCUUGACGUUUGUCAAUGAAAUAAAUCAAAUUCUAACUGCACCUGAUUUAAGCAUGUUUACCCUUGUUACCAUUUGCUAGUUACUUCUUGUUUUGUUAUAUUUUUAACAGCCGAUUGAAAUCAUAGACGUGAACAAAAUAGUGUUCUGUGAGCAUUAUGCUAAUUGUGCUGUUUGCAAUGUGCUUAGGUGCAUGAAAUCUCUCUUCGAGUACAGACCAUUCAAAGAGUUAAAAGUAAACACAGUUGCUAUCCUUUCCUCCAUCCGCCAAAGUUCAGUUUGCCCUAAGUACUUUAAACCUAUCAGCAGACCACGUGAACGAAAAGCAACGACUCAAAAAUACAAAUUGCACCAUUAAGAUGUCAUUCAACACGCUAUUCUAACCCUCAAACCCGCCUCAUUAUUUUCAAGUUUCUUAAAAUAUAUAAUUUGAAAUGUAUUUACCACUUUUUAAUGAUGAAAAUUUCGCAAAUCACAAGUUAAUUUAAAUUUUUGUGUUCCAUUCCCUUGUUUGAAAAAGUUUGUGAGCUAAAUUUUAUCAAUAUCGUAAAAAAAAUCCCCUCUAUAUGAUUCAAAGACGCUCUCCGAUUCCAAACCAAAACCAAAAUGAUUUAAUUUGGAAUGUGAUUAAUAUUUCUGUUAUCUCGAAAUGCGAGUUGUUUGUUGGCAAAUAUCACGAAGUGAGUUCUGAAAUGUUAUUCAUACAAAUCACUUAUAGUUCUAUUUCCCAGAUACACUAAAAGUUCAAAGAACAAGAUAGAAGUAGAAAAAUCAGAAGAAGUCAUCGUCAGAGUUUGUUUAAUCAGAAAUUCAAUUCAGAUUUAUUAUUCUUGUCCUAAUCCUUUUGUCGGCCUGAUGGAUUCGGAUGAGUUGUCGACCUGUGGUAACAACCUCCAGAAGAUUCCAGAGGGACUACUGCAGGACUGGAUGAAGAAUCUACCAGAACAGGUGAAACAACUUCCCCUCGCUAGUCUUGCCAUUCCAGGAUCCCAUGACUCUGCCGCGUACUAUUUGGACAAAAAACUUCCCCUGCAUCCUUUCCAUCACAACCUAUUUGUACGUACUCUCACCUCUUUGCCCUUCGCACGCGGCUUCGCACGUAAAUGGGCCAUUACUCAGAACCUGACAAUCAAACGACAGUUGGAACAUGGCAUUAGAUACUUCGAUUUCCGGGUAGUCGUCUGCCCCGUCACUGGUAAUUUUCGGUUCUGUCACGCGCUUUACGGGAAGGAGAUUGGACAAGAUCUAGAAGACAUAGCGCAAUUCGCUGCGAAUCACCCGCAAGAAGUGCUAUUACUCGAUUUCAACCAUCUUUACGGGUUCGCGAAUGAAGAGAAAUUUGAGCAGCUUAUCACGAUUGUAACUUCGUAUUUUCCAGGAAAAAUAUGGUCUAUUGAGGAUUCAGAGAAAACAAAAAUUGAGACGAUAACAAUUAGCGAAAUUCUCGCCAAAAACAGGCAAAUUUUGCUGUUCGCAAAACUCCUCUUCAAUAAGACAUUUCCACAAGUUUUGCCCACCAAAGUGCUGCGAUCUUAUUGGCCCAACAAGAACAAGAAGGAAUCAGUUAAUCAGUUCAAUUUCAAUACUCUGAAGUCCAAAGACGUGAAUCAAAUGUCGGUCAUUCAAUGCAUCAUGACUCCGAGGAUGGAAAAUGUGAUAUCACCUCGCAAUCGAUCUCUGUACAGAUAUGAGAAGAAAUUGAUGCAAGAUUUGCCCGAGUGGCUAGACAAAACACGAAGCAGUGGGCUGAAACCGAACAUCAUCAUAGCCGACUUCAUCGGGGAAAAUACUUUUGUAGCCAAUGUCAUAGCCUACAAUGAACGAUAACAUUGAAACGAUUUAUCAAUAUUAUUGAUAACUCAUUUAUUACUUAAAUUUCACUUUUGCAAAUUAGAUAAUCGAUUUUUGAUCAGAGUUGAAAUAUAUCAAAGCA
This is a messenger RNA of Symsagittifera roscoffensis, 2070 nucleotides long. Its product is annotated as PI-PLC X domain-containing protein 2-like. Lineage: Eukaryota; Metazoa; Xenacoelomorpha; Acoela; Convolutidae. The record is from RefSeq and is a predicted model, not a curated record. The transcript is spliced from 3 exons. Gene Ontology annotation, molecular function: phosphoric diester hydrolase activity. Gene Ontology annotation, biological process: lipid metabolic process. Bases 993 to 1964 code for a protein of 323 amino acids.